Messenger RNA from Rhagoletis zephyria (snowberry fruit fly), 1362 nucleotides. It is a transcript of the gene alpha4GT1, whose product is annotated as alpha1,4-galactosyltransferase 1. Gene Ontology annotation, biological process: glycosphingolipid biosynthetic process. The record is from RefSeq and is a predicted model, not a curated record. Gene Ontology annotation, molecular function: alpha-1,4-N-acetylgalactosaminyltransferase activity. Lineage: Eukaryota; Metazoa; Arthropoda; Insecta; Diptera; Tephritidae.
AGUGCUCCGAUUAUGAGGGUGUCGCCGUGAUAUUUACCAAAUACGGAAAUGGUUUGCCUAAAGAGUGUUGUAUUCAAAUCGGAUCAAUAGCGGUCUACCAUCUAAAUUUCGUUUUGAGAAACUAUGCUCCAGGGAUUGUGCAUUUCAUAUCAUCGAAUCUCAACCAAAUUUCUAAGGCAACAGAUGAAACUAAUCAUGUCCAAACCCAGAUUAAAAUGGAUGAUGCUGAUGCUUCUCUCGCUCAUUGCAUUCAGUUGGUGCCUAUUCUAUAGUUCCAAUAUGAACCGGGUAGACGUUCGAUAUUGCUAUAUGAAUACAUUUACUACCGUUCCUUCAAUUUAUUCACCAACACAAAACAAACCUGCCGAUGGACCACAUCUUUUAGAAGAUGUGAUGCUAGUCGAACCAAAGCCCAACGCAAGUGGACGCAGUAUCAUAUUUCACGAAACCAGUUGCCCACACGAGAAACUGCGAAGUAGUGUAAAAUAUAUGGGCAACGCACCACUUAAUAUGAUGGAGUUAACAACGCGAGAAGCUUGUGCCAUCGAGUCGGCCGCAUUACACAAUCCGAGCUUUAGCGUUUUUGUAUUAUUCGCUAGUCCCGCUUAUCGAGAUUACAAUAACACCCCACCAGUGAUAGAAGCAAUUCUCAGCUACCCAAACGUACAUCUACGUAAUUUAAAUUUAUGGACUUAUGCAGCGGGUACUCCAAUGUACCAGUGGCUUAAAGAUGGAAAGCUCUUUAGUUCCAGUUAUGUGCUUUCACAUCUUUCCGACUUUCUGCGCUACCUUACAUUGUGGCGUUGGGGAGGCACUUAUCUCGAUAUGGAUGUUGUGGUUCUGCGUAGUCUCGAAAAAUUACCACCAAAUUAUACAGGCGCAGAGUCGAGUACAUUUCUUGCGGCAGGAGUGAUGAACUUUUCUCCCGAUGGCUUUGGCCACGAAAUCGCUGAGAAAUGCUUACUCGACUUUUUGUUAAAUUUCGACGGUGGAGAUUGGGGAAACAACGGGCCGGGCGUUAUAACACGCGUUAUGAAUGAUGUGUGCAAGACUAGUAACAUUGAGUUAAUGAUGGAACCAAAACGAUGUAUGGGCUUCCAUGUAAUGCCAAGGGAAGUAUUCUACGCAAUACCUUGGAAGAAAUGGGAAUAUUUCUUCGAAGCGCAGUACCUGACCGAAACACUAGAUUUGCUUCAACAUUCAUAUGUAGCUCAUGUGUGGAACAAACAUUCUAAGCAAAGGCGUAUUAAAGUGGGCGCCAAUGCCGCUUAUGGCAUAUUAGCUGAAAGGCAUUGCCCAAAAGUAUAUGCAGCAGCAGGGGAGUAUUUUUAAAAUAAAAGAACGUAAAUGGCAAUAGGAAUC